AAGCGUUAGCACAGACCUCGACUAUGACAGCAUUUGCCGACUCAGCUCCAACCGACCCUCCCUGGACGCCGGGUUUGGGCUGGAACACUUAGAAUGCGUAUGGAUGUGAUAUAAGCGAAGCAAAGAUUCUUGCAACCGCAAACUCGCUUAUCGACCUCGGUCUCGCGGGCGUGGGCUAUGAACACAUAAGUAUCGAUGAUUGUUGAUCUAAAACAAUGCGCAAUUCUACCACUCAGAGAAUUGACCCUGACCCUAUCAAGUUCCCGGACGGAAUCAGCUCUGUUGCUGACCGGGUGCACGCGCUUGGAUUGAAAAUUGGUAUAUAUGGCGACACUGGAACUGCUACGCGUUCAGGGUUUCCAGGCUCCCUGGGUAUGGAGGUUAUUGACGCAGCGACUUUCAAUGAGUGGGGCAUUAAUUACCUGAAAUAUGAUAGCUGUAAUGUCCCAGGUAAUUGGAGCGACAGUUGGCAACCUGAAGACGGUGAUUGGUACAACUCUAACUCUGCUGUUAGAUAUUGUCAGAUGGGACAAAGUGGUGCAUUAGCGCAGCAGUGUCGUCCGAUACAGUUUACCUUAUGUAACUGGGGAAAUGCCGAUGUACAGGAUUGGGAAGCGCGUGUGGGACAUUCAUGGAGAAUGUCCAGUGAUUCUAGCGCCUCCUGGUCGUACAUCACUUCAAUAAUCACGACUAAUGUCACUUAUUUGUCCGCAAUUGGUUUCUAUGCUCACAGCGAUGUGGAUAUGAUGGAGAUAGAAAAUGGAGCCCUCACCAUUCAAGAGCAGCGAACUCACUCUGCGGCCUGGGCAUUUUUAAAGAGCCCCCAUUAUACUUUGAACAAGCCUGACGAUACUCAAGUGACGUUGAUAAAGAACGCAGAGCUGCUUGCUUUCCAUCAAGAUACCACCAAUGGUACUUCGGCGUAUCCAUUCACACCCUACGCUGGCGCACCAACAACUUCGCCGCCCGAAUAUUACUCUGGAAGUUCGUCCGCAGGCUCCCACGUGUUCAUCAUUAAUACAUCUUCGAGUACAGCGACGAAGACGUUUGCUUUUUCGAGUGUUCCGGAGCUAGGACAAGCAGGGACAUGGAAAGUGCAUGAUAUGUGGUUGGGCACUGACCUGUCUGGGACCUACACAGCGCAAGCACAUGAUACUGCAGCCUACCGUAUUACUGCUGUGUAA
This is a messenger RNA of Guyanagaster necrorhizus, 1184 nucleotides long. Its product is annotated as glycoside hydrolase. The coding region runs from base 216 to 1184 and encodes 322 amino acids. NCBI's taxonomy places the organism in Eukaryota, Fungi, Basidiomycota, Agaricomycetes, Agaricales, Physalacriaceae. The transcript is spliced from 14 exons. Gene Ontology annotation, molecular function: hydrolase activity, hydrolyzing O-glycosyl compounds. The record is from RefSeq and is a predicted model, not a curated record. Gene Ontology annotation, biological process: carbohydrate metabolic process.